AUGGCCCCAACUAACAUGAGCGCUUUACAGCAAUUUCAUGAAUACUGGUGGGGAACUAAGGACAACUUUCUCGAUGCCAACACAGUCAUACACCUUCCGGCCUUCUCAAACUUCCAUAUUUUUGCUUUUACCGACUCUCGGCUUCUGGUCCUCAAGGAAUAUAUUUACAUCUUCGAGCGGCUGCAGCGCUUUUGUCAGACUCCUAACUGUUAUUCUCGGGGCAUCGUCCUGGAUGGGCAUUCGGGAAUUGGGAAGUCGAUGUUUCUCUUUUAUGCCCUCAUUCGAUGUCUGCAAGAGUCUCGGGAUGUUAUCUUUCACUUCUACUGUCGAACCCUCAUGUUCUCGAAAGAUGGUGUCCAGGACAUCGGCCUCAAUGACUUCCAGUAUAACUCCAUUGACUCCCCUACAUGGUGUCUCAUAGAUAGUUAUGGCGGGGAGGAACCUCCAUUACCGCUCACCAGCUUUGCGUAUAUCCUCCCUAUACUCGCUUCAUCGCGGUCAGAGCAGGCGCAUUCUGGCUGGGCCAAAGAUAGAGCUGAGCUUUUAAGUCAGGACCAAGCCACGCUCGUCCUGUAUCAAUCGCUAUUGCCCAAAGCUUUGAACUUUUGUGGGCCUAUCAUACGGGACAUACAGAGUUAUCUCUUAUCCCAAGGAGCGACUACCAUCAUAGAUCAUAAAUAUGGUCCUCAUCCACGCGUUUCCAAUCCCGCUUCCCUCCUCUGGGUGCUUACCACCUUUCACUGCUCUACAUGGGUAAAUAUUGAUAAGCCCUGCUCUGCGGCCUUAAUGUUUCGCCGACCGGCUGCAUAUGCUGGGGGGACUGACGAAGUGUAUUUCGAUUUCCGCUCCCCUCGUCUUGCACAAGAAGUGUGGGACCAGCUUAUUCAUCUCGAGUACGAAGAUGCGCUGUCCUACUUCUCCCGCUUUAGCUUUCAUCCCGAUCAAACUGUGGCCUGCCGAUGGCUUUUUCAAGUCAUUGCUCGCAAACAGAUAUGCCGGGGAACGACACAAUCCAAACCUUUGGCUCUUCUUCAGGAAAUGGAUCUGGCCGAAGGGACAAGGACCUUUAUCGACACUGGAGUACAUAUUCCUUAUCAGUGUCUUCCUGUUAAUGGCGUCAAGAGGACACCCGUCUUUUACUCCUUCGCGACGGAAAUUCUUUGCAACACAACCUCCUUCUAUAUUCCCCGCAAGAUCACUCAAGACUUCAUGUUUGACGGAUUAUUCUUUGGCCACGACCCGCUGACCGAUUUUCCAUACCGAACCAUGACGACCCCAGACCCGACGGUCCUGUAUAUAUUGCGAACAACGACGGAAGCCGAGGACAGAAGUCUCGUGCCCAUCUACCUCUUGGUGGUACCACUGCAAGCACCAAGCAUCACUUUUCUCUGCUUUCCCUCUGAUGACCCGAGGUGCAAGUGGACAAUGCCGCAGAGCUGGUUUCAAAAGGGCCCAGGAAGAGUCUUUUGUCAGACGAUUGAAAUUAACUGA
This is a messenger RNA of Desarmillaria tabescens, 1491 nucleotides long. RefSeq lists its product as uncharacterized. Bases 1 to 1491 code for a protein of 496 amino acids. The record is from RefSeq and is a predicted model, not a curated record. The transcript is spliced from 4 exons. NCBI's taxonomy places the organism in Eukaryota, Fungi, Basidiomycota, Agaricomycetes, Agaricales, Physalacriaceae.